AUGGCCGCGCGAGCCAAGGAGGAGCCCCCGCCGCCCCCGGCCGACCUUUACCGGGACACGUGGGUGCGCUACCUGGGUUACGCUAAUGAGGUCGGGGAGUCCUUCAGGGCUAUCGUGCCGGUCUCGUUGGUCUGGGCGAGCUAUGGACUGGCAACUGCCUACGUGACAGCAGAUGCUGUGGAUAAAGGCAAGAAGGCAGCUGCUACAACGCCGCAGGAGGAAGGGCGGACCACACGGGCAGCGGUGGCCGUUGUGGACACAUUCGUAUGGCAGGCUCUGGCUUCCGUGGUCAUUCCCGGUUUCACCAUUAACCGCGUCUGUGCAGCCUCCCUCUACCUCAUGGGCAGUAUGACCCGCUGGCCCGUCUCAGUCAGGAAGUGGGCAACCACAGCCGUCGGUCUCUCGGCAAUUCCCUUCAUCAUCAAACCCAUCGACAGGUCAGUGGAUUUCCUGAUGGACUCCAGUCUUCGCAAACUCUACAAGACAGACGAGAAUCCCCCCUCUUCCUUCUGAGUUGGCCCCCGCACCCUUCACAGUCCUGGAGUCAUCCACACAUGGUGGCCUCUACCUCUCUCUUCAGGCUGGACUUUGAAAUCCAACGUCGUGGGACCUGGAAAAGGCCCCUGCCUCACCCGUCCUGCUUAUCGCUGGGAGGGUGUGGGCGUCAAAGCAGGGAUUCGUCUUCUGGGCACCUCAGGACCUGUGCUAAAAUCCUAAGUGGAGAAUGGGGGAACUUGGGUGGGUGGGGAAUCUUCUAAUGGGUCAAUGGGACUGUGUGCGAUGUCAAGAAAUCCCUUUAGAUUUCAUUCCUGUACUGGCUACCAGACAGUGGGUCUGAGAUUUCCUUAGGCAUAGCAAUUGUCCUUUAUUUCAAAGAAUGGAUCCUUACUCAAUAGUAGUAAAUUCAGAAUUGCUCCUGUGACAAAUGUAGAUCUAAUGACAGCGGUUCCCAGCAGCAAUGUGGACAAGAGUACUGAAAGAGUGAUCAUUUUUUCUGCACUGUGAAAUCCCAAUGUCUGGGUUGCUAAUUGCACUAACUACUGCAACUUAAGCGUUGAUUCUGGGUAGCUGCUGUUACUGCUGUUCAGCUGGAAACCUCACCAGCCCUUCCCUGGUGGUAGCUGCUUAGAGCUACUGUACUUCUCUACUACCUGGCUUAAUAAGAAUGACAGUAAUUUAAAAAGCGUCACUUUAAAUCUGAAUUUCUGCCUGAGCAGUUCGCGUGAUCGUUUGCACAGCUAAUGAUACCUCUCAGCAAUUGACAUGGCAGCUUUGAGUGUUCAAAGAACUUCACAGUCCAUUCUUAAAUACUGGUAUAUUUCUUAUCUGACAUACCAGCGUGUCAAACCUACCCAGUGAUAGCAUUUAAUUAAAUUAGAAACAUUGACAACUAGGUAGUCAAACCUUAUAUAUCAUUGAUGGAUAAAAGAAAGAACUGGCAACUCUACCAGGGUCAAGAACACCACAGGGACGUUGUCUGUGUGGUGUGUAAGUACUGUAAGCACUAAUCUAACCAAUAUUUAAGUUCCGUUACUUGGGCAAGAGAGUUAAAUAUAGCUGGUGGCUGUUUUCUGUGAGAAUCUGAAUAUAGGUUUCAUGUGCUACGUGUGCACUAGAAUCCAGUUUUUAGGCUUUGAAGCGGCUAUCUAAGGAGGUUAUAACCCAGCUCAGUUUAAAAGUUAGCACAUUUAUUAGAUUAAAUUGUACAUCAGUUAUUUACAAGGAUAAUGGUUACAAAAUGAAGCGAUGGAUGGAAAAUACUGUUGUUGUUGUUGUUGUUGUUGUUUUAAAGUUAGAGACUCAAAUUAAGAAAAAAAGGAUGCCAUUGGAUUAGAAAGCUAAAUUAGCAGUCAAGAGAUUUAAUUAAUAAUUCAGGUGUUAUAUCAGCCAUGACGGUGCUCUUUUUUAUGGUUCAGAGAAGAAAGAUUUUGUCUAGCUUGACCAAAGCUAUGAGGACUUUGCAUUAAAAUCACGGACAGCUGUAGUUUUACUCAAGAGAGCCACUGAUUGAAUGUGGCA
Elgaria multicarinata webbii is the source of this 2019-nucleotide messenger RNA. It is a transcript of the gene MTFP1, whose product is annotated as mitochondrial fission process 1. Gene Ontology annotation, cellular component: mitochondrion. The record is from RefSeq and is a predicted model, not a curated record. The transcript has 4 exons. Lineage: Eukaryota; Metazoa; Chordata; Lepidosauria; Squamata; Anguidae. Gene Ontology annotation, biological process: mitochondrial fission. The coding region runs from base 1 to 513 and encodes 170 amino acids.